Messenger RNA from Ruditapes philippinarum (Manila clam), 5812 nucleotides. RefSeq lists its product as uncharacterized. Lineage: Eukaryota; Metazoa; Mollusca; Bivalvia; Venerida; Veneridae. Bases 142 to 2622 code for a protein of 826 amino acids. The record is from RefSeq and is a predicted model, not a curated record. The transcript has 8 exons.
UGGUUUAUAAAACGGAAGUUUAAAAACUAGUUACUAUUUCUUCACACGUUGAAUAUUUACUUUGUGGUAUAUACCGAUAAAGGAUAUAUGCAAUGCAUUUUGCAAAUAUUUAUAAAAUAAAUAUACCGUAUUAAAAUUGAAAUGGAUUCAUUAAAGCCGCUAGAGAAAAGCUUAGUUUGUUUUGAUAAGCAUAACAUAUUAAAUGAUCCAAACACAGGGCAGUUAAAACACCAAAAGAUUAACAACUUACAAUGGAGUGCUACAAACGAACAACUACGGAUGUCCGGCAAUUCCGAACAUUAUGCAACUAUUCAAGACAGAAGCGGUGAAAACACGUUUUUUACACCAAACCCUGAAUAUGAUAAUGCUACGCCUGGUAAACGUGAAAGUACCUCGGCUCAAUAUGUGUCUUUUAAUACCGGUGAUCGACUCCCGACUAGCCCAAAUAAAGAAAGAACCGCUGGUUAUUCGUAUGCCACAAAUGGUGAGAUACACUUUCUGCGCGAUUCAAACCACGAAAACCAUCAUAGCGAGCAAAUCCAACAACUUGAACAUAAUGAUGAGAAGAAUUCUAAACACGAUGCUUAUAUGUCUAAAUAUCAAAGUAAGGGUACUAAUGACUCAGAUGACAUGUACCUUGAACCGAACCCUCGACGGAUUGGAGGGAGUGGUAAUGAUACUAAUCAUAGCGAUAUAAGGAUAAGUUGGCUUGGUGAAACACAUGAGUAUCACCAACCUGACAAUGGACUUGGGGCAACAUUGACGAGUACAUAUGAUGUGGGCAGGGUGCCUUCAAAUAAAAAAGUGACAGCACCAAAUAAAAAGGAAAAGAAAAUAUGUAGUAAAUGCAAAAUGAUUACUGGUGUAAUUCUGGUAAUAUUAGUAGCCGCUGCCACUGCCUCUACUGUUGCAGUUCUUAUGAUUGGUGAUUUAAAAGAGGACGACAACGUAUGUGACUACAAGCAUGGAUGUCAGACAAAGUGUCAAAAAUACCCAAAUUUUUCCAACGGCCAUACCAAUGUUACUGAGGAGGUGUUACCACAAGUGGCUGUUAAGAUAACAUGUAAUAAAGGUUUUGAAGUAAAAGAAAUAGAUACGGCAAUUUGUCUAGAAACGGGCUCUUGGAGUGAAGUAAUUACAUGUGAGCCAGUUGACUGCGGGAUAUAUCAGCCACCUUACCAUGUUCAUACUCAACAGUCCGUACAUGAAACAACAGUUGGGUCAUCAAUUAAUCUUCAAUGUGAUCCUGGUUUCCAUUUUACAACAUCUAGUGAUAAUUCCGUAACGUGUAACGAAAAUGGCGUGUGGGUCGGGAAUCCAAAAUGUGAAAAUUUAGUUGAUUUAUCUGUAGACACCGAUACUGUCCUCAUCGGUGGGAUGGCAACCCUGUCUUGUGAAUUCAGAAAAAUACCAAACUGGAGGAAUAUAAAGUUCAAACGCAUUAACAGAAAAAGUGAAUCCGUAAUAAUUGCCUCUGUUGUCAAUAAUGUAGACUCGUAUAAAGUGACUAAAGACAGUGAUAGAAUAAAUAUCAUUGAAAAAACAUUUACGCACGAAUCGGGUACAUUUAAAGUGAUGAUUGAGACCGUCAAAUGCUCCGAUGCUUUCGAAGAACCCGGUGAAAUAAACAUAACCUGUGAUAUUGAAACAAGUGAUACCGUGAACACAUUUCGUGAUGUGAAAAUUGUUCGAAUACAAGGCAAAGCGGUUAAGCCGGAUCUUUUCGUGCCAGCCCAAGUUGUUGAAGGUGAUAUCAAGUCCACACUUUUUCAUUGUGAAAUGUUGUUUCCGGAGCCGAACGGUCGCGUGACAAUUGACACUGGCAAUGAUGGUUCCUUUACCACUCUGUUGUCUUCUCCAAACAUUGGUGAGUGGCCUUAUGUUUGGUCCUCUUCAAACGGUGUAAGCCAUACGAAUGCGGCGUGGAUUGAUACCAUAAGGUUUGACUUGGAGAACUGCUGGUAUAGGAUGGAAGUGACAUUUGGCCUGAAAAAUGUUUCAAUGGAAUGGCACAGGAAACAUAUUAGAUGCACUGCAAAACCGUCAGAAGAUGCAUCUGACCAAACAGUGUUCACAUCUGACAGUGGCGUCGUAAAAGUUAUACAAGAUACUUUAUGCAAUGGUAAAAGUCAGGUACGGUACCCGUAUGACUGCGAACAUUUCAUCGUUUGUGAUGACAAAAAUCACUUCAAUUCAGUUUUGGAAGUGAGAGCAUGUGACAACAAUGCAUGCUAUGACGACCAAUCUCAAACGUGCAGUCCGUGUUCGCCAUCAAGCGGUUGUCCAAUAACAGACAUUUUCUUCAGUGACAGACAUUCAGCUACUAUUGGGGGACAAAUUGACAUUGUCUGUAUCGUGGAAGACUUUAAAGGGCUUACUGACAUUGAGAUCACAAGGUCUAAUGGAAUGGUGUCGGUAUCAUCGAUCAAAUCAGGAGAUAAUCCUAAACUACGGAAUUUCAAAACAAAAUCGAAUGAGACUUAUGUUAAUGAAACGCAUGGAACGAUCACAAUACAUGUAGACUUCCUUCUGUGUUCUGAUGAAGGAACAUAUCUAUGUAGUCCGAAAGGAACUGGAGAUGUACAGUCAGAAGACGUGAUAAACCUUGACUUUGAUUGUUGAAUAUAAAUAUGAGCCGCGUCACGACAAAACCAACAUAAUGGGUUUGCGACCUGCAUGGAUCCAGACCAGCCUGCGCAUCCGCGCAGUCUGAUCAGGAUCCAUGCUGUUCGCUUACGAACCCUAUUACAAGUAGAGAAAUUGAUAGCGAACAGCAUGGAUCCUGAUCAGACUGAGCGGAUGCGCAUGCUGAUCUGGAUCCAUGCUGGUCGCAAACGCACUAUGUUGGUUUUGUCAUGACGCGGCUCAUAUAUUAAAAAUUUUGCAUGGCAACAUACCACAUUACCUGUGAAGUCAUUAUUAUUCGUGGGACACGAAUUUUCGUGGUUUUCGUGGAUAGGGCAAUCCACGAAUUUAAGACCCGACGAAAUUUUACCUCGAAGAAUAUUGCUUACCAUGUCUCUGUUCCAUAUAUCACAACUGUUUUUCCGACCGAUUUUUAUGCUAUGAAUGUAUACUGAUAAUCAGGUCAGUGACAAAUUAAAUCCAUAAAUAGUUUAGUUUUGCAAUAUUUAAGAAACUUGAGAAAAAAUCGAGUGUAUGUUUUCAGUUUGCAAAUGUUCGUUGCAUAUAAACAUCAGGGGGACUACCUGAUCGUUGUAGGUAACUUGAUUGUGUUAGCUAGAAUACGUGACAUAAUCGAGUUAAUUUGGGAACCCAGUGCAUUUAUUAGCGCCGAUAAAACUUUACAAGACUAGUGUUUAUAUGAUCCAUUUAAAUGAAUUUCAAUAUGUAUUUAUGGGACUGCUAUUCCAAAAAUAUCAAAACGCCGCAGUCUUUUUACUAGAUUCACACGUACAUAUCUAACUGUAUUGAGCCUAACUAUAUUAAUUUAUAUGCAUAUAAAUUACACAGUCGAUGUGACGUAGUGUGUAGUUUUUGACCGAUUAGGGUGUAAACUUUUUAACUCAAUGGUUAAAUUGUGGCAGAUGUCAAAUAAUUUAUGCGAUAUUUACAUUGGAUAAAUAUAGGGGCAGUGUUACCAAUGGAGCUUCGUAUCAUGUCACACAACUUGUAAAUUGCUGUCAAUUACUGGCAGUAACUGUGUUACUCCCACAGGCAAAGAUUAAAUUUAUUGACAAGAGCUGUUUUAUAUACACGCGGUAAGUAAAACAGCGCGGUGAUUAAGUUGAAGAUUACUUUCCAUUGCUUAUUAUUAUUUUUUUAAAAGAAAAUGAAAAUCCACGAAUUUAAGACCCCACGAAAAUGCCAGUUUUGAUAAGACCACGAAAAUUCAUGCCCACGAAUACAAAUUAUUUCACAGUAAUGGGUUUGCGACCAGCAUGGAUCCAGACCAGCCUGUGCAUCCGGGCAGUCUGAUCAGGAUCCAUGCUGUUCGCUUACAAACCCUAUUGCAAGUAGAGAAACUGAUAGGGAACAGCAUGGAUCCUUAUCAGAGUGCGCGGAUGCGCAGGCUGGUCUGGAUCCAUGCUGGUCGCAAACACACUAUGUUGGUUUUGUCAUGACGCGGCUCAUAUAUUAAAAAUUUUGCAUGACAACAUACCACAUUACCUUAAUUAAAUAAUAUUUAUUGAAUAUAUAAAUAUAGACCUUUUUACGACGCGGUCCGUUGCUAUGAGAAAUCGACCGGAAGUAGUAUUUCCACGCACAUGCGCAAUCUUUGUAGGGCAAAAAGGCGUAGUCUAACAAAGAAAAUUAAUUAAUAUACUUAUACAUAUAGAAGUUCAUAUACUAUUCCGAGUAAGUUUAAGGUAAAAUGUAGAAUAUUAUACAAAAUAGCUUUUAACAAAAACAUAAAAUAUUUCUGUAUAGCUUUGUUGCAAAGAUUGCCAUAAAAAGGCAUAGAAAAGGAAAUUGUUUAAGAAUUCCCCCUUUCGAUGGGCCCACUUACGGUCACGGACCUGACAUUGAGAUGUUUUAAAGAAAAUGUUGAAUUAUAUAUUUUAUUCAAAUGGGAGUCAAUUAAAUUGUUGUUGAAAUAAUUCAUAAAAAAAUAUAAAAGAAAUUGAGGUUAAUGAGCAUUCUGAAAAUAAUCAGAACAGACGCGGUGAUAAUGCAUUUUUAGUGUUCAGUUUACCUGAUUUUAUCCUUUAAUUGACUGUGAUGCAAAACAGAUAAUUUUUAAGUCACAUAAAUACUUUUAAAUAGUUAUUUUUUCACAAUUUUUAAAUUAAGUGAAAUAACACUCAUUUUAUCCAGUUCCUCGUAACACAAAUUAAUAUUUUUAUUGCAAGUGACACUAAUUGUCAUUUCACAAAUCAAUAAACAUUGAUGAGAUCGGUAUAUAUAAAAGUUACUUAAAUUACGUUUUUCAUAAGUGUACGUGAUUAACUAUGUCAUGGUUCUAAAACGUCCCGGUUGAAUGAUAUUUAUACAAUAUCUAGCUGGAAACAAACAAUCUGUUUGACACAUACCGCAUGGCCAAUCCAAAGGAAAUGUACACUACACAUUGUGUAAUAUUAUGUAAUGCAGGGGUAAUACAAUUUAAUCUUUAACACCCUGCUGUUUAAAUUUAAAUUACGGAUGAAAAAGUCGUGUAAUGAUAACUUAAACAGACGUCUUUUUGUAUGCGCCUUUUGACCAUUGGAUUAUUAGUCCUGAAUUUCUAUUAUAUCUGUAAUAAAUAUCAAUUGACGUUUCAAGUAUUUACCGCUUUAAGUCUUCCCAAAUUACUGUUUUCUGGUUGAUAUAACAUGGAAUCACGACUAUUAAAGCCUUAAAGUAUAUCAUACACUGUGCGCUUUUGCCCUUCGCAGAAUGCGCAUGCGCGAAAUACAACAUUGGUUUCUAAUGAAGAAUCGUAUUGUCAAAAGGUCUAUACAUCAAUUUUUUUACAUAUUAUACAAAUUUCACAAUUUACAUAAGGGUUAGGCCAAAAGUUCUUACAACAUUAUCAUUGGCAAUUCCAGUACUUGUAUACCGAAGCUCAACUUACGCGCUAGUUUAGUAAUUAUGUAAUCGCAGGUUCUUUCCCAUCUCCAAACAGUGAAGAAAUGAAUCGAAAAAAAGAAAGAUCAUCAACAUGUAUCUUGCAGAACGAGAUUAAUCUUGUUGUUCAGCUGGUUCAUUGAGUUUUAGUUCCCUCUUAGUUUCUAAUAACCGUUAUUUUCUUCUAAAUGAUUUGAUCAUUUAAAGAUUAUUCUUAAUGAACUUGCGUAAUUUUGAAUUAAACAUUUGUUAUGGUAUAAAAUAAAGACCUGUGGCGAUUUGUAUUAAAACACUAGAAAAUACA